Messenger RNA from Lachancea mirantina, 711 nucleotides. NCBI's taxonomy places the organism in Eukaryota, Fungi, Ascomycota, Saccharomycetes, Saccharomycetales, Saccharomycetaceae. The record is from the annotation of a GenBank genome assembly.
AUGGUUAGACCUUUUUUCCGCUCUUGUUUGGCCCAUAUGGGUCAAAUACGACGUUUUGCAAGUGGAUCAUCAGCAAUUAAACAACCGGUUCAGAAAUCCAGGUUCGACAAGACCAUGUUGAAACCUGCCAUUGCUAUCUUGCUAUUUGGCUCGGUGCUUACCAGUGUAAUGGAUCAGCAAAAGAAAAAUGCAGAACUCGAGAGACGAUACAAGCUUAAAAUCGGUAUUUUAGAGGAUUUGAUUGAACGAGCACACCAGGAUAAGACAAUUAGUUUUGACGUUAAGGAGGAAUUGCGUUUGGUAAACAAGCUAUUUGAUCGGUUUGAGCGAUUUGGACAAGGUCUUGAUCAAGGAAAUGACACUGCAUUGAUUUCUACUGUUACGGAAAGUCAAAACUUCCCCAGAGAUGAGGUUAUUCAAAAUUUGAAUAGCGGGCCAAGUAAUGCCAUCAAGGACGAAUCCUUGCAAGAUUUGUUUGCCAGUAUAAUGAAAGACGUCAACAUGGAAGACACCACACCAGCGGAAAAGCAGCCCCGUCAGAGUGAUAUCAAACAAGACAUCGUGACGGAUCAACAAGCACUGGCAUUCGAGGCCGAACAAGAAAAGAAAUCAAUCAAGUACAAAGCGCCAACGGACGUUCAUGUCAUUGUCGAACAGCCUGGCGAAUAUUCAACAGCAGCAGCGGAUCAUCAAGUGUCUAAAUUCUUGUAA